Messenger RNA from Rana temporaria (common frog), 966 nucleotides. It is a transcript of the gene VBP1, whose product is annotated as VHL binding protein 1. Gene Ontology annotation, biological process: microtubule-based process; protein folding; tubulin complex assembly. Bases 31 to 609 code for a protein of 192 amino acids. Gene Ontology annotation, molecular function: tubulin binding. NCBI's taxonomy places the organism in Eukaryota, Metazoa, Chordata, Amphibia, Anura, Ranidae. Gene Ontology annotation, cellular component: prefoldin complex; cytoplasm. The record is from RefSeq and is a predicted model, not a curated record. The transcript has 6 exons.
CGGGGACGCAAGGCACGCAAAGUUUCCAAGAUGGCGACGGCCAAUGAGGGUGUUGGUGCCGGUGGUAUAAAGAGCUCGCACCUCGGGAUCCCGGAGGCCGUGUUUGUGGAAGAUGUGGAUUCAUUCAUGCAGAAACCUGGAAAUGAAACAGCUGACGUAGUGCUGAAGCGAUUAGAUGAACAGUAUCAGAAGUAUAAGUUCAUGGAAUUGAAUCUUUCUCAGAAGAAAAGGAGACUAAAGAGUCAGAUCCCAGACAUAAAACAGACGUUAGAAAUUUUGAAGCAUAUGCAAAAGAAAAAGGGCACUACAGGGCCAAUGGAAACAAGGUUUUUAUUGGCAGAUAAUCUAUAUUGUAAAGCAUCGGUACCGCCUACAGACAAAGUCUGCUUGUGGCUUGGGGCCAAUGUGAUGCUUGAAUAUGAUAUUGAUGACGCUCAGGCUUUGCUAGAGAAGAAUUUGUCAACAGCCACCAGAAACCUUGAGUCCACAGAACAGGACCUUGACUUUUUGCGGGACCAGUUUACCACAACAGAAGUCAAUAUGGCUAGAGUUUAUAACUGGGAUGUAAAAAGAAGAAACAAGUCCGAUGGCACAAAAAUCAAAGCAUAGUUUUAAUUCUUUCCAAGUAAUGGUUGUUUUAGAUGGGCCCUCAGCAGACCUUUGGGAUGGCAUUACAGUCUCAUCUUCUCCCCCUUUUUUUUUUUUUCUGUCUUUCCUCUUAACCAUUGAUCUUGAAGCGUGCACUUUUUAUUUAUUUGUUUAAUCCAAUUUCAUGCAUGCCUCAAGGUAUACUGGUUUUCAGUAGAAAUGAGCAGAAGAAUCUUUCCUCUUGCGUCCACCUAAACUCGGACUGUAUAAGACCAUGUACAUGAGCUGCUGAAAUGUGUCGCCCAGCUACUUGUAGUUCUUUACAUGCCAUGUCUGUAUGCUCCAAUAAAUCCACUAAGGGCUGAUGUUUUUUUAUUU